Molecule: messenger RNA, 2697 nt
Organism: Dibothriocephalus latus
Lineage: Eukaryota; Metazoa; Platyhelminthes; Cestoda; Diphyllobothriidea; Diphyllobothriidae
Source: the annotation of a GenBank genome assembly
AUGGACGCUCUACUACGUCUGGCACGAUUAAAGGAAGAAGAUCUUCUUGGACUUUCUGAAAAAGUCGCGGAAAAUCUUGCCGUCGCAUUCGAUAGCUUAUCUAACGAGGUUUCUGAACUUAAGGACCAACUGCAGAAGUCAGAGUCGGAUAAAGACGAAGCCAUCAAGUCUUUACGCGAAUCCUGCGAUAAGUAUUCUGAGGAGAAUUCCUCAAUCAAUGAAAGUUUACAAACCUUGAGAGCUGCUUUCGAUGCAUUGGAGAAAAGACACAACAGUCUCGUAAAUGAAAAAGAUGACUACGCCAAAAAACUUACCGAUGGACUUUCCAUCUCAAAUGAGCUUGAAUUAGUCAUCAAAAAUCUCGAGAAUGACAAGGAGAGCCUAUCGGAACAGUUAUCACUGAGAACAAAUGAAUUAGAAGAACGUGCUGCUGAAGUGAAACGUCUGAAGGAUGAGGUUUCCGCUACCAGACAAAUGAAGGCCGAUGCCAUUCUCCAACUCGAAGAAGCAAAGGCUCUAAAGUCUACAGUUGAGUUGCGUGGAAAAAAAGCGGAGGAAGGUAUGGAGGCUAUACGUAAACACAAUACAUGGCUUGAGGAGCAACUUAAUGAGGCAAAUGAUAAGCUACUCUCAAUCCGCCGAGAUAACACUGAAAAAUGUCUUGCCCUCGAAAGCGAGUUGUCCACCCGGAAAGCUGAGUUUGAAAAUUCACAGGCCACCAUUUUGAAGUUAGAAGACUUGGUGAAGAAGUUGACUGAGUCGAAUGAGGAUCAUAUCGAGAAAUUGAAACAGCGAACUGAUGAGUUUAUAAACCUAGAGCAACUCCACGCAAACGAACUUGGUGCCCAGAAGCGUCUUACUGAUUUGUAUAAGGAACAAGCGACAGAGGCUGAGAAAAAAGUCGAGCAAAUGCAGAAGGCUGUCGCUCAAAUGCAGGAAUUGCUACAGGCUGGACAUGAACACGUCCUUCAUUUACAAUCUGAAAAGGAAGCCAUGUUGAACGCUUUUACAGCGGAGAAAAAUGAUCUUUUAGAGAAGAGUAAUACAUUGGCGCUUGAACUAAACUCCGCCAAAGAGAUAGUUGAAAAGUUCCGAAUUCAAGGACUGUCUGAAGACGAAUUGCGGAAGCUUAAUCCAGCAGUUGCCACCACUAUUGCCUCGUUAAAGAGGGGUCGCAGCCUAACUCAAAUAUACUCCGAUUACGUGCAAGUCGUGGAAGAACGAGACAUGCUUAAAAUAGACAAAGAGCGUCUCACGGAACACGUUCGAGAAAUGGUCACUCAGCUUGAGGAAAAGGGCCCCCUCUUACGGUCUCAGCAAGAAGCAUUUAUCAAGUCCAAGUCCAGGGUUGAGGAGCUUGAACAUGAAUUUUCAGUGUUGCAGAAUAAUUACAAAGAGCUUCAGGAAAAUGGCGAAGAUUUCAAACGCCGUGCCGGCUACUUCCAACGUCAAAAUUUGAGGUUGAAGCAAAGUUGCCGAGAUAUGUCAACACAGGUUAAAACCCUCCUUCGUGAGUUGGAAAUCGCCCGUGGGACGGUUAUCCGCUCCGAAGAGUCUGACCGGCCCGACAGCAGCAGUAAUGGUGACCGUCUAGCAGACGAGUCUCUAGAUAGUCGCAAGCUUCUGGAUACCUGCAUUGCAGCUAACAGCGUCAUUGACGAUAACCUCGUCACAUUUGCAAGUUUUUCGGAACUCCAGUCGCAAAAUCAGAAAUUGUUGCUCGUCGCUCGGGAUCUGGCAAGUCAGUUGGAAGAUCGCGAGUCUACUGACGAACACCUUGCAAACCGAGUAGCAGAACUGUCUGCCAAAGUGGAUGCUCUCUCCGGUGAGGUCAACGUUGCUCGCCUGGCAGCCAAGGAGGCCCGAAGCGAAGCGGAUCUGGCUAUCAGACAGCGCGAUGCCUAUCAGCGUGUUCUAGAACGUCAUUCUAUUUCUCCCAGUCUUGCAGAUGUCUUCUCGAGUGCUCUCGAGGAGUCCGUUGGCCCCAGACAUUCACUCAGCACGUAUGACAACUUCAGCUUGAUCGCAAACAGGGAUUCUUCCAUAAACACUUCAAUGAAUGUGACCACUCUACAGUCGUCCCCAGCUGUCAGCAAACUGGAAGAAUCGCUCUGUUCUCUACACUCAGAUUUUCAACAGUAUCGUGAAGAGAAGGCAAAAACCGAUGCAGUCUACACAGAGACCGUUGAAAAGCUUCGCGCAGAAGCGAGUGAAGCACGAGUUCUCAAUCAAAAACUCGCAUCACAGGAGGCUGCUAGAACUGCAGAUCGUCUUACUGCGGCCGAGGCUGAUUCUCGCCAACUGUCCAGACAACUGGAGCAUUCCAGGGCCAAUGAAACUCGCCUGACGCAGGAGCUAGAGUCCUUACGCAAGCAGGCCGUUAUGCAUGAACAAUUGAUGCACCAGCUCCAGCUCAUCCAAUCUAAUCUGGACCAACGGGAGGAGAUGGAGAAGCGUCAUGCAGAGCGUCGCGUGACCUCUCUUGAGACGGAAUUAGCUGAAGUUCGCCGCAAGUCUGACGAAAAACUAGAAGCGGCCAACGCGCAAAGUUCUACCCUUCAAAGAGAGCUACUGUUGGCUCGACAGUCACUCAAGGCCUCUGAAGAUGAGGUGGUGGAACUUCGGGCCUCACUUGCAGAAGCAGCCAAACAACACGCACCGUCUCCAAAAGACGCAACUUACUUUGCUAGGGUGUAG